AUGCGGUCCCUCGUCUGCGCACUACUGUUGCUCGCAUGCUACGCCGUCGACGCGCUCUGCAGCGAGACGCGCGACCCGGUCGGCUGCGUCGCGAAGGGGUGCACGUGGUGCGCCGCCGCAACGCACCGCGGCUGCAGUCGGAGCGGCGGUGCGUGCCCAAAGCACUGCAGCACGACCAAGCACCUCGGUGACCUGGCGUCGUGUCCCGACCUGCCGGUCACACGAGUUUCGGCGACCGAUGCGGGCCCGACCGUAGGCGCCGCAGGGCCUGACACGUCGGCCAUAGCGUCCUCGGUCCUGGUGUCCGGCCCUAGCUCGCCCGUCGGCGUCGGCGUGGGCUUCAGCGGCGGCGGCUCACGCGCGUUCGCGUGCACGUUCGGCUGGGUCCGCGCGUUGCGCGACCUCGGGCUCUGGCACGCGAACCUGACGGUCGCCGGCAUCUCAGGGGCGGCCUGGUUUUUGGCCCCGUUCGCGUACGCGACCGCGGACGAGGCGGCGCUCUUAGGCGAAUACCUCGAGCCGGAGCGCCUCUCGGCCAAAAUGGUCGCGGCGUCCGGCGGCAGCAUGGCCUCGUUACCCGGUCCGAUCAUCGCGAAAUGCACAGCGCGCCUCCUCGGCGUCCUCGGGACGCUCGACAGCGAGGGUCUCGGGCGCAUCUGGCGCGACGUUAUUGAUUCUACAUUCCUCAAACCGUUGGGAGUGGUGGGAACGCGGCCGGUCGCUGCCUCUGCGGCCGCAGCCGCCGAUCUGAAGCGGCGAAACCCCGGGACCUUUGAUCGGAAGCUUUAUAAGCCGCUCGUGCCGCGCAACGCGAGCGCACCGGUGCCCAUUAUGCUCGGCGCGCUGGAGGGCCCCGCCUCUAUAGCGCCGCUCAAAAGUGACGCGCCGUACUUUUCACUCGCAAUGGGGCCUAAUUGGGCGGGCGUGCCCGGCGCCCGGCGCGUCACCUACACGUCUCGACGGAAGAACCACACGGAAACGGUCGCGGUGGGUGGUUUUGUCGAAUCCUGGGCGUUGGGGGCGAUACCAUUCCUCACCGUCGAGCAGACGAUGCCGCGGGGACGGCGCCGCGUCGAUGGCGUCGGGGAACACGUCGAAGUCGCGUUGGGCACGGCACCCACCGGCAUCGCGGACUCGCUCGGCAUCGCGUCGAUGGCGCCGGCGCGGCUUUUUCUGGAGAGCCUGCCGCCGAUUGGCCGCGCCAUCUCGGCGGGCACGGGCUUCCUCGACACGGUGCCUACCGUCCGCGUCUGGGCGUCCUCCGUCGACGAGGCGCCGACGACGCCUCCCCUCCAAGCCGUCGGCGACGGCGGCGACCUGAGCAACACCGGCGCGCCGUAUUUGCUCCAGCGCGGCCACGACCGCCUGGUGAUAUUUGAUUGCGCCGAAACUCCUCUUAACGUGUCCUGGGACCCGCGCGCGCGGUCGCCGACGACGACGGACGUCGACGCCUAUUUGCCGCCGCUCUUCGGUCUCCGGUCUCGCGGAGACAAGGGCGUCGAGGCGGAGACCGCCCGCAAUCACGUGUUCGACACCGAGGGUUUCCCGCGGUUGGUCGAGGCGCUCCAGGCGGCGGCCAGGAGCGGCUUCGGCGCCGUGGCGCGCGUGGCGCUCACGACAGUGCGCAACGACUUCUUCGGCGUCGAGGCCGGGCGCGCCGUCGACGUGACGCUCGUUUAUUUAGAUCUCCCGAAACGAUGGGUCGACGCGCUCCCGAAGGAGACGGUCAAGGCAAUCCGCCGCUACCGAGGAUUCCCGGAGACGCCGACGAUCUCGGACCUCGACCUUACGCGGAGCGAGGUGUCGCUGCUCGCGCAGCUCUGCUCCUGGGUCGUCCGGCAGCACGCGGACCUGCUCCGCGACGCGUUGUUGUACUAAUAGUAUGCUUG
This is a messenger RNA of Pelagomonas calceolata, 1889 nucleotides long. Lineage: Eukaryota; Pelagophyceae; Pelagomonadales; Pelagomonadaceae. The record is from the annotation of a GenBank genome assembly.